AUGGCAGCUGAUGCGGUAACGUACACUCUACCUAAACUACCAUACCCGUACAAUGCUCUCGAGCCAGCUAUAUCGGCUCAGAUAAUGGAAUUGCACCAUUCGAAGCAUCAUCAGACGUACGUGACCAAUUUGAACAACGCCCUGAAGAGCUUGGCCGUGGCCCAGCAGGCCUCCGACAUUACUACCCAAAUCCAGCUCCAGUCCGCUCUAAGAUUCAAUGGUGGAGGCCACAUUAAUCAUUCACUCUUUUGGCAGAACCUUGCGCCGCCUGGCUCGUCCGCUGCAAACCCAGCAGCCGCGCCACGGCUAUCUGCUGCUAUCACGCAAACGUACGGAGAUCUGGAAUCUUUCAGAAAGAAGUUUAAUGCUGCUCUGCUUAGUAUUCAAGGCAGCGGGUGGGGCUGGCUCGUCAAGUUUGAGAAUGAGAACGGCCGAUUGGGCAUCGUGACUACGAAAGACCAAGAUCCAGUCGUCGGCACCGGAGAGGUGCCAGUAUUUGGCGUUGACAUGUGGGAGCAUGCGUAUUAUUUGCAGUACUUGAACGGCAAAGCUGCUUACGUGGAGAAUGUUUGGUCGGUCAUCAACUGGAAGACUGCGGAGGAACGUUAUGUCGGAGCACGGGAGGAUGCUUUUGCCGUGCUCAAAGCGUCUAUGUAG
Messenger RNA from Verruconis gallopava, 657 nucleotides. Its product is annotated as superoxide dismutase [Mn], mitochondrial. NCBI's taxonomy places the organism in Eukaryota, Fungi, Ascomycota, Dothideomycetes, Venturiales, Sympoventuriaceae. Gene Ontology annotation, cellular component: mitochondrion. The transcript is spliced from 3 exons. Gene Ontology annotation, molecular function: metal ion binding; superoxide dismutase activity. Gene Ontology annotation, biological process: superoxide metabolic process. The record is from RefSeq and is a predicted model, not a curated record. Bases 1 to 657 code for a protein of 218 amino acids.